AGCAAAACUAGCAUACAACUGACUAUAGGCCAGGAAGAUAAUAUUUUGCCUUCGAAAAAAUAGCAACUAAGAUGAAGUGUGAGGAGCAGGAGGUUGUUGUAAUUGGUGCUGGGGUGUCGGGACUGGUGGCGGCCAAGUGUCUGAGAGAUGACGGCUUCAAGGUGACGAUCCUCGAAAGAACAUCCGACAUUGGUGGACUCUGGACCUUCCGUGAAAAUGAUUACGGGGUUAUGAGAUGCACACACAUAAAUGUAAGCAAAUACAACUACGCGUUCUCUGACUUUCCGUUUCCGGAAAAUGUGCCAGAUUAUCCACAUCAUUCCGACAUGGCACGGUACAUCAAAGAUUACGCCAAACACUUUGGACUUAUGGAAGCUAUACACUUUAAUGUCAGUGUCAACAGCGUGGAACAAACAGAUGGAAAAUGGAGAAUCAACGCUUCCAGAAAAACUGAAGAUGGUUCUGGUGGAUCUGAGGAGAGAACUUAUGUUUGUUCUUACCUCGCUGUCAGCACUGGUCAUCAUGCCAAACCAAGCUGGCCAAAGUUUGAGGGGGAGGAGACAUUUGAAGGUAAAAUUGCCCAUGCCGUGGAUUACAAAGACCCCAUGACCAACGAUUGUGCUGAAAAGCGUGUGCUUGUGGUCGGGAUAGGCAAUUCAGCAGUUGAUGUUGCCGUCGAUUGCACCACUGUUGGAAGGUGUCCAAGUGUUACAAUCAGCACACGAUCCGGUGCAUGGGUCAUCCCAAACUACAUUUUCGGCUUACAAACUGACUUGUACGCCUGCCGAUUUUUCUUCCUAUUUCCGAGGUGGUUAGCCAACAACAUAAUGGCCAUGAUCAUCACUCUCAUGACUGGAAGCCCGUGGAAAUGGGGCCUGAAUCCUAAAAUGAAACCCCUUGAAACACAGCCCACUGUCAGUCCAACACUACUCCAUCACAUCCAGCGUGGCAACAUUAAGAUCAUGCCUAAUAUUGCAAAAAUAAUGGGUAGGUCAGUUCAGUUUGUGAACGGUGUUACUUCUGACUUCGAUCGAAUCAUUUACUGUACAGGCUACAAGAUUGAUCUGCCCUACCUGCCCACUGCCAUUAAGGAGCAUGUGCUCAAUGAAGACACAAAUGAGUUUAAGUUGUACAAAAAUAUGUUUACACAAGAGUUUGGGCACAAGCUGGCCUUCAUAGGUUUUGUGCAGCCUGCGUCUGGCGGAAUUAUAACCAUGUCAGAGACCCAAGCUCGAUGGUUCUCAAAGCUGUGUAAGGGGGUUGUCAAACUGCCCAGUAAACAAGAGAUGGUAGCAGACAUGGAGAAGGAAAAGAAAGAAAGCCAAAGUCGGUGGUAUCAGUCUGCCAGACAUACCUUGCAAAAAGAUCCAACAGUUUACAAUGAUGAAAUUGCUAGUUUCAUAGGUGCCAAGCCAAGUCCUCUGAUGAAUCCAUCUUUGGCAUGGAGGUUAAUAUUCAGUUCCGGUGGUGCCUCACAGUGGCGACUAAAUGGACCAAACAAAUGGGAGGGGGCUGCAGCCCAGGUUAGAAAAACACCACUUCCAGCCUUGUGGAAUAUGACAGGAUUAUUUAUAUUAGCUUUAUUAUUCACUGCUUUAGUUCUCUUUGGUUACACUUUGUUUUCAUGUCUACAGUAGAUCAUCAAAUUUUAUCAAUAUCUUUUCAUUUCAAUACUAUUUAGUUAACUGUGUUGCAUUUAUAUGUUAAUGAUUUUCUUUCUUUAUAUAAAUGUAUGUAAAUCUCUCUAUUUAUAAAGCAAUGUAAGUGUGUUUGUUUGUUUCUUUGUUUGUCUGUCUUUUAUGCAUUGCUACACCUUUCAUCCAAUCGCCAUGAAACUUUAAGAAGUUGUUGAGAUUAGUGUAGGAAAUCGUGCCCUGAUAAAUAUGAUCCAAGCGCAGGCAUUGUUUAAAUUACUCAAUUUUAGAAAACAAGGUCACUCGUUUAAGAAUAUAGGAUUGGUAAAGCAUUGAUGAAACCCUCCAAAUAUAUUUCGUCAGAUUUUUGUGUGUCUUUUAUGCAUUGCUACACCUUUCAUCCGAUUGCCAUGAAACUUUAGGAAGUUGUUGAGAAUACUCCUGGAAAGGUUUCUGAAGAAAGAAAAAUUCAAUUUAGCCGUUGCAGGGAGCAAUUUCGCGCCCGGAAUAACCCGUGAGCACUAUGGCACCUACUUUAGUUUUAACCAGCUCGAUAGACUAUGAAUAAUAUGGGGAGUUUAGUCAUUCACUAAAUUGAAUCAGAUGCGACAGGUUGCACUCUGGCGCUGCGGGCUAUCCUAGUAGCGAUAUGACGCAUACGUUCGCUUUAAAGAUUGUGAUAGAAUAUGGAUAAGAAGUGGUAUUAUAGCAGUUCACAAAAUUAAAUCAGGCUCGUCUGACUGUGCCCCGUCAGGGUACGAUUUGCCCCGGGCUAUUCUGUGACUUUUAAACGCGCGGCAAUGCAUGGGGACGCUAGUGAUAUAUAAACAUAAUAUCGGGGCUAUGUGUAUAUUUCUUUUUAGACCCAUAGACUUCUUCUUAUAAGAUUAUAUAUACAUACAUACAUAUAUAUAUAUAUAUAUAUAUAUAUAUUUGUGUGACUAGAUUUAAUUUUUCUUUACUAAGUUUAUUUUAAUAUAUGCAUGUGUGUGACUUGAUGUAAUUUUCCUUACUACGUUUUGAUGGGAUUUAAUCCAAUUAUGAACUGAUGUUUCUACUUAAUGGAUAACUGACCGUAUCUGAUAUGGUUGUUAUAAAGCACAUGAACAAUUUUGUUUUGCUAAAUGUAGCCUUUUUUUUUUAAAGGAUAAGAAAGUAAGUAAAAAAUGGAUAAGAAAGGC
Messenger RNA from Physella acuta, 2815 nucleotides. RefSeq names its product flavin-containing monooxygenase 5. Gene Ontology annotation, molecular function: N,N-dimethylaniline monooxygenase activity; flavin adenine dinucleotide binding; NADP binding. Lineage: Eukaryota; Metazoa; Mollusca; Gastropoda; Physidae. The record is from RefSeq and is a predicted model, not a curated record.